AUGAAGGGCCGCCCAGUCGAAGACAUCGUGUACGACCACCUCUACGCCAAACCAAAGGCCAACGAUCCACAAAACUUCCAGGCCUUCCUGCAGCGCAACCUCAUCCCCGAAGUCCGUCAGGAGACGCACGCCUUCUACGGCCACCUCGACACCCAAGAGGCCAAGUAUCCCGGGCUCGAUUACACCCAUCCCACGCACCGCAUCCGCCUGUGCCGCUGGCCAUGGCACCGACGUCUCUUCCGCGCUUUUGACGCCCUGCGCCUUACCGACGCUGAAAUCUGCGGCCUAACCAAGUGGGAGGGCACCAAGUGGGCAAAGGAGAAAUUCGAAAAGGAGCAGGGCAUUACUAUUCGCGAUACAACCGCCGACGAGGUCUCUGACUGGGUGCCGCCGCCCGAGGUCCAGCUUCCCGAGACGUCGUCGUGCCAGACGGAACCCGAGCGAGCGCAGUCGUCUGCCCCUGGAGACUACGCGACCGACGAUCAAGAGGACGAGUACGAAAGCGACGGCGAGUUUGAGAGUGUGGGCGUGUAUCUGAACGAGCGGCUGCGCGAUCGUGCAACCCGUCGCGAGGCCGGGGAUACAUCUGUCAUCUUGGACGAAGAGUGGGAGCAGUGGCUCAAGAAUGCAAUCGACUCGGGGGAGCUGGCCUCCCUGACGGAGCAAAUGACCGAACAAAUGAUGCGCAGGGCAACCAGCACGUCUGCCAUCCCCCCGCGAAUGCUCACCGCUGCCCGGCAAGGUCAAUGGUCUGAGAUCCCUGAAGCGCUGCACCCAAUGCUACUUCGGAGCCUGGAGUCCGAGCAGCAGGGUGUGCGUGCCGAGUCUCGUCGACGACUUACCGGGACUGAUGCGCCGAGAUCGUCCUUGCCUAGGGCUACUCGGCCUACUAUUCGGCUACCUAAUGCGCAGGAUGCAUUUUGA
This is a messenger RNA of Pochonia chlamydosporia 170, 924 nucleotides long. RefSeq lists its product as hypothetical. NCBI's taxonomy places the organism in Eukaryota, Fungi, Ascomycota, Sordariomycetes, Hypocreales, Clavicipitaceae. The record is from RefSeq and is a predicted model, not a curated record. The transcript has a single exon. The coding region runs from base 1 to 924 and encodes 307 amino acids.